Messenger RNA from Leptonychotes weddellii (Weddell seal), 9158 nucleotides. The record is from RefSeq and is a predicted model, not a curated record. NCBI's taxonomy places the organism in Eukaryota, Metazoa, Chordata, Mammalia, Carnivora, Phocidae.
AUGGCCGAAGUGCGCAAAUUCACCAAGCGGCUCAGCAAGCCCGGCACGGCGGCCGAGCUCCGGCAGAGCGUGUCGGAGGCCGUGCGGGGCUCCGUGGUGCUGGAAAAGACCAAAAUUGUUGAGCCCUUGGACUAUGAGAAUGUUAUCACCCAAAGGAAAACCCAGAUUUACAGCGACCCCCUCAGAGACCUGCUUAUGUUUCCAAUGGAAGAUAUCUCUAUCUCGGUGAUAAGUCGUCAGCGCAGAACAGUGCAGUCCACUGUACCAGAAGAUGCUGAGAAGAGGGCCCAAAGUUUGUUUGUCAAAGAGUGUAUUAAAACCUAUAGCACAGAUUGGCAUGUGGUAAACUACAAGUAUGAAGACUUCUCUGGAGACUUUCGAAUGUUGCCAUGCAAAUCUCUGCGACCAGAAAAGAUUCCCAGUCACGUAUUUGAGAUUGACGAGGACUGUGAGAAAGACGAGGAUUCCUCUUCACUGUGUUCUCAGAAGGGUGGCGUCAUAAAACAAGGCUGGUUGCAUAAAGCAAAUGUAAAUAGUACCAUCACGGUCACCAUGAAGUGCCCCAAAAUGCGCCGUCACGCAUUUGAACUCAAGAUGCUAGAUAAGUAUAGCCAUUAUCUGGCUGCUGAAACUGAGCAGGAAAUGGAGGAAUGGUUGCUAACUUUGAAAAAGAUUAUUCAGAUCAAUACCGACAGUUUAGUGCAAGAGAAAAAGGAGACAGUAGAAACAACCCAAGAAGAUGAAACUAGCAGCCAAGGAAAAGCCGAGAACAUCAUGGCCAGUUUGGAAAGGAGCAUGCAUCCGGAACUGAUGAAGUAUGGCAGAGAAACUGAACAGCUAAACAAACUCAGUAGAGGGGAUGGAAGACAGAAUCUCUUUUCUUUUGAUUCGGAGGUCCAGAGGUUGGACUUCUCAGGAAUUGAACCUGAUAUAAAGCCAUUUGAGGAAAAGUGCAAUAAACGUUUCCUGGUGAACUGCCAUGAUUUAACUUUCAAUAUCUCGGGUCAAGUUGGAGACAAUGCAAAAGGACCACCCACAAAUGUUGAACCCUUUUUUAUCAAUCUCGCCUUAUUCGACGUAAGGAACAACUGCAAGAUUUCAGCCGACUUCCACGUAGACCUGAAUCCCCCAUCUGUCCGGGAAAUGCUGUGGGGCCCUUCAGCCCAGCUGGCUGGUGAUGGAAACCUGACGAGCUCUUCCCUGGAGUCUUUCAUUCAUGGAAUUGCUGAAUCCCAGUUACGCUACAUAAAGCAGGGAAUUUUCUCAGCGACGAAUCCGCAUCCUGAAAUUUUUCUGGUUGCAAGAAUUGAAAAGGUGCUCCAGGGAAACAUCACGCACUGUGCGGAACCCUACAUCAAAAAUUCAGACCCAGCAAAGACGGCCCAGAAGGUGCACAGGACAGCAAAGCAAGUGUGUAGCCGCCUUGGACAAUACAGAAUGCCCUUUGCUUGGGCUGCCAGACCCAUUUUCAAAGAUACUCAAGGUUCUCUGGAUCUGGAUGGGAGAUUUUCUCCUUUGUAUAAACAAGACAGUAGCAAGCUUUCAAAUGAAGACAUUCUCAAGUUGCUCUCAGAAUACAAGAAGCCAGAGAAGACCAAAUUGCAGAUUAUUCCUGGGCAGCUCAACAUCACAGUAGAAUGUGUUCCUGUGGAUUUAUCAAGUAAGAAUUCACGUUGUAUUUACGGAAAACCCGCCGGGUCUGUUUUUACCACAAAUGCUUAUGCUGUUGUCUUGCAUCACAACCAAAAUCCAGAGUUCUAUGAUGAGAUUAAAAUCGAGCUUCCCAUUCACCUGCAUCAAAAACAUCAUUUGCUUUUUACUUUUUAUCAUGUGAGUUGUGAAAUUAAUACAAAGGGAACAACCAAAAAGCAAGACACAGUUGAAACUCCAGUUGGCUUUGCCUGGGUACCUUUGCUGAAGGAUGGUAGAAUCAUUACAUUUGAGCAGCAGCUGCCAGUUUCCGCCAAUCUUCCUCCGGGCUACUUGAAUCUGAAUGAUGCAGAAUCAAGAAGGCAAUCUAAUGUGGAUAUUAAGUGGGUAGACGGUGCAAAGCCUUUGUUGAAGAUUAAAAGCCACUUAGAGUCUACGAUUUAUACUCAAGAUCUCCAUGUGCACAAAUUCUUCCAUCAUUGCCAGCUGAUUCAGUCAGGCUCGAAAGAGGUUCCGGGGGAGCUCAUUAAAUAUUUAAAGUGUUUGCAUGCCAUGGAGAUCCAAGUCAUGAUACAGUUUCUACCUGUAAUUCUUAUGCAACUCUUCCGGGUUCUCACAAAUAUGACCCACGAAGAUGACGUUCCUAUCAACUGCACCAUGGUUCUCUUACAUAUCGUUUCGAAGUGCCAUGAAGAAGGCUUGGAUAAUUAUUUAAGAUCCUUCAUCAAGUAUAGCUUCCGACCUGAAAAACCGAGCGCCCCUCAGGCCCAGCUGAUACAUGAAACCCUGGCUACCACAAUGAUUGCCAUAUUGAAACAGUCUGCCGACUUUUUAGCAAUAAACAAACUGCUAAAGUACUCAUGGGUUUUUUUUGAAAUUAUUGCAAAGUCUAUGGCCACAUACUUGUUGGAAGAGAAUAAAAUUAAGCUUCCCAGAGGCCAGAGAUUUCCAGAGACAUAUCAUCAUGUCUUACAUUCGUUGCUUCUCGCAAUAAUUCCCCACGUGACUAUUCGCUAUGCCGAGAUUCCCGAUGAGUCCCGAAAUGUCAAUUAUAGUUUGGCUAGCUUCCUGAAGCGCUGCCUGACGCUAAUGGACAGAGGAUUUGUUUUCAAUUUGAUAAACGACUACAUAUCUGGAUUCAGCCCCAAAGAUCCCAAGGUUCUGGCUGAAUACAAGUUUGAAUUUCUGCAAACAAUUUGCAAUCACGAACAUUACAUUCCUCUGAAUUUGCCAAUGGCAUUUGCAAAACCUAAACUCCAGCGUGUUCAAGAUUCAAAUCUUGAAUACAGUUUAUCAGAUGAAUAUUGCAAGCAUCACUUCUUGGUUGGUUUACUUCUGAGGGAAACCUCCAUUGCUCUUCAAGACAAUUAUGAGAUCAGAUAUACAGCUAUCUCUGUCAUAAAGAAUCUUUUGAUAAAACAUGCAUUUGACACUAGAUACCAACACAAGAACCAACAGGCCAAAAUAGCACAAUUGUACCUACCGUUUGUUGGACUGCUCUUGGAAAAUAUACAGCGGUUAGCAGGUCGAGAUACCUUGUAUUCUUGUGCAGCCUUGCCUAAUUCUGCAUCCAGGGAUGAGUUUGCAUGUGGCUUCACUUCACCUACAAAUAGAGGGAGUCUGAGCACUGACAAAGACACUGCUUAUGGGGCUUUUCAAAAUGGACAUGGAAUCAAGAGGGAAGAUUCAAGAGGUUCCCUCAUCCCAGAAGGAGCAACAGGAUUUCCAGAUCAGAGCGGAACUGUUGAAAAUACCCGACAGAAUUCUACAAGGGGUAGCGUAUCCCAGUAUAACCGACUCGACCAGUAUGAAAUCAGAAGCCUCUUAAUGUGUUACCUGUAUAUAGUAAAAAUGAUUUCUGAAGAUACUCUCUUAACUUACUGGAAUAAAGUAUCUCCUCAGGAGCUCAUAAACAUUCUCAUACUUCUAGAAGUGUGUUUGUUUCACUUUAGAUAUAUGGGGAAAAGAAACAUAGCAAGGGUGCACGAUGCCUGGCUGUCAAAGCACUUUGGAAUAGACCGAAAAUCGCAAACCAUGCCAGCUCUUCGAAACAGAUCAGGGGUAAUGCAGGCCCGACUUCAGCAUCUUAGCAGCCUGGAAAGUUCGUUUACACUUAAUCACAGCUCUGCAACCAGCGAAGCAGACAUUUUCCAUCAGGCACUUCUUGAAGGCAACACUGCUACUGAAGUUUGCUUAACGGUGCUGGAUACCAUCUCCUUUUUCACCCAGUGCUUCAAGAGUCAACUUUUAAAUAACGACGGCCACAACCCAUUAAUGAAAAAAGUAUUUGAUAUUCAUCUGGCUUUCCUUAAAAAUGGACAGUCUGAAGUGUCGCUGAAACAUGUUUUUGCCUCACUACGAGCUUUCAUCAGUAAGUUUCCCUCAGCCUUUUUCAAGGGAAGGGUGAACAUGUGUGCGGCAUUUUGCUAUGAGGUUUUAAAGUGCUGCACCUCGAAGAUUAGCUCAACCAGGAACGAAGCAUCUGCACUUUUGUACCUUCUGAUGAGAAACAACUUUGAGUAUACCAAAAGGAAAACCUUUUUGAGGACACAUCUUCAGAUCAUAAUCGCGGUGAGCCAGCUGAUAGCCGACGUGGCGCUAAGCGGAGGAUCGCGAUUUCAGGAGUCUCUGUUCAUUAUCAACAAUUUUGCAAACAGUGACAGACCCAUGAAGGCAACUGCUUUUCCCACAGAAGUCAAAGACUUGACCAAGAGAAUCCGUACCGUUCUUAUGGCCACUGCUCAAAUGAAGGAGCAUGAGAAAGAUCCUGAAAUGCUCAUUGAUCUCCAGUAUAGCUUGGCCAAGUCCUAUGCAAGCACCCCAGAGCUCAGGAAAACCUGGCUCGACAGCAUGGCCAAGAUUCAUAUAAAGAAUGGAGACUUUUCAGAGGCAGCAAUGUGUUAUGUCCACGUGGCCGCUUUGGUUGCAGAGUUUCUUCAUCGAAAAACCGGCUCCCUGUGUGUUCUCCUGAUGGGUGGAGAGAGCAAGCUUUGGCAGACGACCAGAGAGCCAUCCAGAAUCUUGAAUGACGUGAAAAAUGCAACAGAGAGCAUUACCAGCAGAAUGGAUCAAGCAGAAGAACUAAUCUGUGAAUUAGAAACCAGGACCUUUGAUGGGAUACAUGCGUGGCUCUUGGUUCAGGAAGUGUUGCUGGAGUUGCUAGAACAAUGUGUGGAUGGCUUAUGGAAAGCAGAACGUUAUGAAGUGAUUUCUGAGAUUUCCAAGUUGAUCAUUCCAAUUUAUGAGAAACGUCGUGAAUUUGAGAAACUUACUCAAGUUUAUAGAACUCUUCAUGGAGCUUACACAAAAGUUCUAGAGGUUAUGCAUACAAAAAAAAGACUUUUAGGAACUUUCUUCAGAGUUGCCUUUUAUGGCCAAUCUUUCUUUGAAGAAGAAGAUGGGAAGGAGUACAUCUAUAAAGAACCAAAGCUCACCGGCCUCUCAGAGAUUUCCCUGAGACUCGUGAAACUUUAUGGUGAAAAAUUUGGCACAGAGAAUGUUAAAAUAAUUCAGGAUUCUGACAAGGUGAAUGCCAAAGAGCUCGAUCCAAAAUAUGCUCAUAUCCAAGUCACUUACGUGAAGCCCUACUUUGAUGACAAAGAACUCACAGAAAGAAAGACCGAGUUUGAAAGAAACCAUAAUAUCAACAGAUUUGUUUUUGAAGCUCCUUAUACAUUAUCCGGCAAAAAGCAAGGUUGCGUAGAAGAACAAUGCAAACGCCGCACAAUCUUGACUACUUCCAACUCCUUCCCAUAUGUGAAGAAGAGGAUCCCUAUAAACUAUGAGCAGCAGAUUAAUUUAAAGCCCAUCGAUGUUGCUACUGAUGAAAUCAAAGAUAAAACGGCAGAGCUGAAAAAACUUUGCUCUUCUGCUGACGUGGACAUGAUUCAGCUCCAGCUGAAAUUGCAGGGCUGCGUCUCAGUGCAGGUAAAUGCUGGUCCAUUAGCAUACGCAAGGGCUUUCUUAAAUGAUAGCCAAGCUAGCAAGUAUCCACCUAAGAAAGUAAAUGAGUUGAAAGACAUGUUUAGGAAAUUCAUACAGGCAUGCAGCAUUGCACUUGAACUAAAUGAGCGGCUAAUUAAAGAGGAUCAAAUUGAGUACCAUGAAGGGCUCAAGUCAAAUUUCAGAGACAUGGUGAAAGAAUUGUCUGACAUUAUCCAUGAGCAGAUACUACAAGAAGACACGAUCCAUUCCCCCUGGAUGAGCAACACAUUACAUGUAUUUUGUGCAAUUAGUGGUACAUCGAGCGACAGAGGUUAUGGUUCCCCAAGAUACACUGCUGAAAUCUGAGGACAUGCAGAUGCAAAGUGACAACGAGACUGACCUUUCUCAGGAAUAAUCGGAGCUGUGCAAAUGUUAAAAUUUAAAGAUUUGAUAUACAUGGAGUGUUUCUUCCUGACACCAAAAUUUUCAUGCUUUCAAACAGGGUGCUUACAUAUUUGUAAAUAUUUAAGCAACUUGAAAGUGCCUGGAAAAUUGCACCACUGUGCUUGGUUUGUACUUUUUUAGGUAAAUCUAUAUACGGAAAAGUAGAGCUCAAAAACAUUAAUUCAAUUUGCUUAAUUAUUGCUUCAGAUAAUAAUGGUACUGUGUAAAAUUGUAUAAUGGAACACAAUAAAAGGUAAAACUUAUUUGUAAUUAGAAGUGAAGGAAAUAAUACUUUGAACUUAGCAUUUUUCUUGACAGGAAGCUCAAUUCAUGAUCAUACUGAUCCUUGGAGAGAAAAAAAAAAUGGAUCAAAUUUGCAUAAAACACGGAUAUUCCAAAUUGGGGAGGUAGUCUGAACUCCUGCCUGCUAGUAGUCAAGGCGAGGCUAAAGGAAACAAAAGGGUCAUUUUAAAAGGAGGAUUUCACAAGGAAAGGCAAUACACAGAAAUACCAAACUUACUGUUCCUUCAAGUUUUGAGCCAGUGAUGCCAGGUGAUCAAGUUGGUCUCUCUCUGCCUUCCAGGGCAAGGGAUUCUUACGUGACCUAGCUCUCCCUGGGAAGUGGCAUUGGUUUGUUCCCAGAGCUUUCUGGGGCUAUCCAGAAGGCCAAAUAAAAUAGUUCCGAGAAUUUACAGUCAGUACAUCCUAUGCAACUUCAGAGCUUUCAAAGUAGCAGAAUCAGGGAGGUAUUUAUGUAAUGACCAUUUUUCUUUUCUGUGUACAAGAUUAACAAGUACCUUGAGAGAAGUGGCUGGUUGCAGCAUUUGGGGGGGUCAGGGGACGUACCCACUGCAGAUCUGGCGACUGCUAGCUAGGGAUUCCAUUUCUAACUAUGAAGACCUCUCAGACUACCUACAUCAUUCAGGAGCCGCCGAGGUGUAAAGAACUUUUUUUUUUAGCUUGAAUUAUCCGUAUAAUUUUGGCUGCCUUUCGUGUAAACUUUAAGUUCGAGACGUAUUUUCCUUAUAGAGUUUAGCCAGUUUUUCAGAGAGAAAAAAAAAAAAAAAGACACUGAAGUCUAAAUGAAUCACAUGGAGACUUGGCUUUUUUAAUGCUUUGUGACCAAGACAUCUUAGAGAUGAUGCUCCUGGCUUGCCAUUUUUCUUUACAUGUCAUCUUGAAGCUUUUAGGGGAGCAUGACAUUAUUUAUUGAAGGUUUAAUUUUGUAUUUUCACAGGGGAUUCAGAAGUAUUUCAGAAGCAGUUUGUAAUUCCUUAAUACCUUGGAGUAACCCUGUAGAGUUCAUUUCACCUUUGAAGUGAUUAGGUGUGGUUUGGAUGUGUAAGGAGCCAUCACCUAGACCAGUUGCUGCUACCUGAGAAUGAAGCAUCCCGGGUAAACUGGAGUGCUCUUUAGUCGAUAACUAGUCCCUCCGUGCCCCCCAGCACAGUGUUAUGUACCGUGGGUACAUUUUGGUCAAGUAUAAUAAGUGACCUCUGUGUUCAAGGAGCUUGCAACGUAGUGAAGGCAAGAUGGACACAAAAGUAAACAUGAUGCAAGAAUUGACAACAUAAGCCAAGAACAAUUGUCUGGGAGCAUCGCCAGGUGAAGGCCACUGUCCAUAACUUGUAUCACCUCCAAGGAAUGAGAGGUCACUGGAUUGUAGUGUUCAGGGAUGGUUUCGUGGACGGAAGGGCAUUCUGAACAGGCUUUCAAAAAUGCGCGGGUAUCCCAGGCAGGAGGAAGACGGCGUGCAAAGGCACGAAAUGAAUUAGCAGAAGUUCAGGGGAUGGCAAGGAGAUGAGUUUUGUCCAAGAGAGUGGCAGAUGACAUAAAUCUAGAAUGAAAACUUGGCCCUAGGUGGCGGAAGGCCUUGAAUGGCAGGCUAAUCGUGUUUGGACUUUACUCGCUAAACAUGGGGCAGCCAGGCAAAGGCAUUCAGACAGAGAGAUCACUUGAUUAAAUGUUACUUUUAGGUGUUUAAUCCUUUGCGUUGCUGUCAGAUGUUUUUGAGGCGGAGAGGGAUGGAAAUGUGGGAACCGAUUUACAGUAAUCUAGCUCAGAGACCCUAACCCCCUAGAUAAGAACAAGCGUGGAGAAGAAACGCCAAGUACAAGAGACGUUCUGUGGAAAGCCUGGACCCGAGUUACUGAUGACUCAGGAGAAAAAAGGAAGUGUUAAGGAUAAUUGUGUGUCCCGUGGCCAGUGGGUUCUCCAGGUCGUGACACAAUUUCACUAGGUUUCUCUCUCCAACUUUCAGACUAAGGGCAGCAAGCUGUAGAGGACGAGGUGGGCUAGACUGGAGGAAGCCAGGAACGCGCGUUUGGACACAGCAUAUGAUUUCAUGAAGUGAUUUAGCCUCUACAGAUUAAUUCACAUCAAAGAAUGCAUUUCUGCUAUACCGACCGUUUCACAGUUCAGCUGGCAUCCAAUUCCCCCUGGAAGCUUCUUCAUAGAACAGGAACAAGUCACCAUCGGUAGUGUUUAUCACUACAGUGCCACCACAUCUGUGGACGAGAGUGGUAUCAUAUUUAUGGGAUCUGCCUGCCUAGAUAAACAUUGUAAACAUCUUUUUAAAAAGACGAAAUAGAAAGCAGCAGUGGUAGCAACAGUCUUGGAACCUUGACCACCUUAUCAUAGAACUAGGGGUGACUCACUGGUUAAUUAACAAACUAAAUAGGUCAGCGUAACGACCCAGGCUUUUUACAUGUAAAUACUAGUUGGAUCUGAGAUGAAGAAUCCGAGCGACGUAUUGGAAAAAUAGGAGUUUCCCAACUCUUCAAAAUAUCAAUAAUCAGCUAAGUAUUUUAGGUCCCUGACCCACAAAAUGGCGGGCUCCCUUCAGCCUCAGUCUUGCGCUAGAAGUACACUACUUCGGCUAUCAAAACACAAAGGGAAAGGAAGAGAAUAAAAGUUGGUCGGGGAUGGGGAGUGGGUUUGUGUAACAAGGCUCUUCCCCUAUCCUGAGAGUUGGCCAAUAAGAGUGCUUUGUUUAUCUGGUUCCAAUUAUAAUAAAGGUGUUUUUUUUUUCCUACUCCCUAACCGCAUAAUGGUCGCUCUCUGAGCAUAUGUAUGUUUAUCCAACUCCUGGUUGAAGUUGUGACUAAAUUCAACAAAGAGUUUUGCCUCUGUGUAUGGCA